AUGUGGUACGGUGUUUUGUCACCUCCGGCUACUCCAUUAGUUAAGGACUCCAAUGGGACGGAGUUAACUGAUUCUGGAGCGGCUAAUUUCAAGCUGGUCAUUCAAAGGCGAAUUUGGGAGACCCAGAUCAGCGUCACGCAAAACACCGUCUGCCAUUUUCCACUUUGCUACACCAAUUGCCACGAGGAAUGUUCGGGCGGCUUCACCCUUGGCCGUUGGAAACUAAUUGAAUGCCGCAGAUUAGCCAAUAAUCGUGGUAUUUGCAAAGAGUGCCGCCACCCCAUCACGUAUCAUCAACAUGACAAGGUCGCCUGGUGUGAGAAGGUGGAAGAGAAAAAUUGUAUUGACAACGAGACGGCCACGGUUUCAAUUGCCCAAGUCCUGGAGACCAUCGAGACUUACAAAAAGGAGAUCGAAGAGGGAACUGUGGGUAUUGGCCGUCUCGCUGAGCAGUAUUCCGAGCUCUCGCUUUCUGGAUCCUUCUCUGGUCAAGUCGGGAAGUCGGUGACGCUCUUCGAGACACACCUGGAAAACAUGAGAAACAAAUCGGACCCGGAGAGCGUCAAACGUAUAGAAGAGAGCUUGAAUCAGCUCAAGAACAAGCUCCGCCUGCUUCAGGACGCAGCAAAAGCGGCGCAUAAGAAGGUGUACAGGCCAACUAUCGCGGAUUAA
Laccaria bicolor S238N-H82 is the source of this 672-nucleotide messenger RNA. RefSeq lists its product as uncharacterized. The record is from RefSeq and is a predicted model, not a curated record. Lineage: Eukaryota; Fungi; Basidiomycota; Agaricomycetes; Agaricales; Hydnangiaceae. The coding region runs from base 1 to 672 and encodes 223 amino acids. The transcript is spliced from 3 exons.